Molecule: messenger RNA, 2027 nt
Organism: Juglans regia (Persian walnut)
Lineage: Eukaryota; Viridiplantae; Streptophyta; Magnoliopsida; Fagales; Juglandaceae
Product: pathogenesis-related genes transcriptional activator PTI6-like
Exons: 1
Coding region: 810-1586 (258 amino acids)
Biological process (GO): regulation of DNA-templated transcription
Molecular function (GO): DNA-binding transcription factor activity; DNA binding
Source: RefSeq, a predicted model, not a curated record
GAAGUGUAUCUUUAUUAUUAGAAUUUCAUGUUUGCUUAGAAAACAGGAAAAAAGACAGAGUCCGUGCAUCUAUAAUCUAUAUAUACCCACUUCACCCACGAAUUUCACUUCGUUUCCUCGCGUCUUCUUUUUCUUCUUUCUCUGAUUCUCUGCCGAGUCGUCCCUUCAUUGUCUCCCUCUCUCUGCCACCACACGAAUCCCCCACCCAUCAAUACUUGCACACUCUGCAAGGAUCUUUCUCAACCUCCUCGGAGUUUUUCUUUAUUUUUCCCGCCACAAGUCCGACACUCCUUUGUAGGAGGUCUCCUUCUUUUUACCUUUUGGUGGUGGGAAGGUCAGAGUUUCGGAUCAAAUUCUUCUCGCUCUAAAAGAUCUGCUUGUCCAUCUGUCUCUGUCUCUCUCUCACUCUCUCUUAUUACAAGCGUACUCAUACGCCAUACGCUCUCCGUGCUGAAUAUCUCGAAAAGGUAGAGUUUCUCCCACUCCAUAAGAGUGGUUAUAAAGACCUUUCUCUGCUGCACCAUAAUUCCACUGUCUUUUUUUUCCCCAUUUUUCUCACUUCCAUUUGUGCUGGAGGCAUAGAAUCUCCUCCCUCUUUUCCCUAAUUUGCGAAUUAAAGCCAUCGCCUUUUUUCCACUCUAUUGCCUCUUUGUCCUGCCUAAACUUAUCCUCCCCACCACCACUACGGAUUUUGUUUGAAGAUACGAUCACCCCCAUAAAGCGCUUUUCUUUACUUCGAUCACUGUGUGUGAUCGGAAAAGGAAAAGGAAAAGAAAAAGACCACCCACCUAAUUAAUUUACUGGGUCGCAUGCGUUUUAGUUCUACGCCUGCUUGUCGGAUCUAUUAUCGUGAUCUUCUCAAACGACUUCGUGCUGAUAAUAACAAUAAAUUCUAUCACUCCAUGACUUCUCAACCAACGCUUAAGCUUCUGAGGAUCAUACAUACCGACGCCGACGCCACGGACUCCUCCAGCGACGAGGAAGAACAGAGGAUGGUACGAAGAGUUAAAAGACACGUCCAAGAGGUUCGCUUCGAGCAACCAUCAAUAACGACCUUCAAGCCGCAGAAACAAGAGCCUGCCAGAAAGAGAACGUUGAGAUCAACGAAAUCCGACAUCACUCACCGGAAAAAGUUCAGAGGUGUUCGGCAGAGACCUUGGGGUCGCUGGGCUGCGGAGAUCAGAGACCCGGUCCGCCGCAAACGGGUGUGGCUCGGGACCUUCGACACGGCCGAAGAGGCUGCCUCAGUCUACGACAAAGCCGCUAUGGAGCUCAAGGGUCCUAAUGCCGUCACGAACUUCCCUAACCCAGACGUAAGUACGGAAGCUUCUGUUGACGUUGACAGCCCCAAGGAGAGUUCAAGCUUCUCUGACGCGGCUGCCUCACCGACUUCGGUCCUCCGUUACGACGAACCCACGCCGUUGGAGCGUUUCUGUUACGACAACGUCGAUGUCUUCGGGUUCGAUAUCGACGUACCGUUAAGCUUUCCCGACUUAGUGCUAUCCGGAAAGCACUUUGGGCAGCCGGAGGAAGAAGACUUCAGUGAUUUUGACGUCAACGAGUUCUUGGUGGACGGAAUUUGCUAAAAACUGAUGGAUACUUAAGUAUUCUAAGGCCAGCAGCUUUGGCCGGAACAGUACUGAUGUGGGCUAGAUUGGUCAAUAUCCAGACAAGUCAACAAAGCUAAUCGGAAUGACGAAAGUACCCUCGUGGAUUUAUGAUAAGUUCUUAAGUGCGGGGUGUUGGCACGUAGAGUUUAUUCGGGUACUUGAUACGGCGAUUUUGUCUCGUGUUAAUAAGUUUUUGUUGUGAAUGGUAUUCGAGUUGUAAUUGGGUAUAUUUUAUUUUUUAAAGAGAGAAUUUGUAAGGGGAUAAGUACGAAGAAGGGAGUGAAGAAGUACUAUGGUGGGAGAGAGAGAGCGUUGAAAAGCUACAUGGGAUUUUUGUUGUAACGAGAUUUGGAUAAUUUAAUAAUAUAAAAGGAGAAUAGAAUAAUAAGAAAAUUGUUGGCAUGCCGUUGUUCUGUA